Molecule: messenger RNA, 904 nt
Organism: Limulus polyphemus (Atlantic horseshoe crab)
Lineage: Eukaryota; Metazoa; Arthropoda; Merostomata; Xiphosura; Limulidae
Product: kinesin light chain 3-like
Exons: 10
Coding region: 236-904 (222 amino acids)
Molecular function (GO): protein binding
Source: RefSeq, a predicted model, not a curated record
UGAUCAGAGUAGACGCCGGGUAGAAAAUCUUAAGAAGCAACUACAAAAACCUUUGGUUUGUCAUCAGAAGGUAAUACACACAUUGAAAUGCCUGCUAGAAGAACAGAUAAAGAUUUUACACGAAGACCACCAAGAAAUUGGACAUACGUGGAGAAAACUCGGUGAUGCUCAUACGUUGUAUAAAAGUUAUGAACAUGCUAGCAUAUGUUACAGAAAGGCUGUAGAUUUCUACAGGAUGACAUUUGGACCUGAGCAUGAACAAUUGCUCAGGGUCGAGGUGAAACUUUCUGAAACCUUAUGGAAAGCAGGAAGAUAUAACGAAGCUCUGCGAAAGCUUCAGGAACUUGAGGUUCAAGUGAAACAGCUGCAUGGAGAGCACCACCGCCAUCUAGGGAAGAUUCUAUAUGAUCAAGGAGAGAUUUUGAGGCACAUGGGGAAGUCUCGGGAAUCUUUGGAGUUUUUCAGCAAAGCGAUGAAUAUAUUUCAAGAAAAUUACGGUGUUGAUGAUAUGAAGACUUUGAAUACGAAGAUACAGAUUAAUAAAAUGUUGAAAGGGACAAGAAGAGUAACAAGAGAAAUUCAACCACAGUUCCGUUACGAAAAAGAUGUGAUGAUGAUGGCGAAGGGAGGUCCACGUAGUUCCACAACAUAUUCAACAGAAGAUUCGUGCAGUUCAAGUGAGUUGUCUGAUAUAGAAACCAACACGCCAGAAGACGUAAGACCAUUCUUAAAGAGGAAACUUUCAAGUUCUUCGCCAUCUUCGAAAGCUUGCUUUCUAAAACCUGCAAAGUUUACCCACACACUGAAAAAUAUCGAGCGAUUAAAAGAGCCAAAACUACGAACUCAGGUAAUGGACGAUGGGUCUCGUCCAGCAUCUACAACAAACUUAUGUGUUCCAACAUAG